This is a messenger RNA of Eublepharis macularius, 3523 nucleotides long. It is a transcript of the gene ZRANB2, whose product is annotated as zinc finger RANBP2-type containing 2. The record is from RefSeq and is a predicted model, not a curated record. Lineage: Eukaryota; Metazoa; Chordata; Lepidosauria; Squamata; Eublepharidae. Gene Ontology annotation, molecular function: lipopolysaccharide binding; RNA binding.
CUGGCGUCGUUGCCGUCCGCUCCGUUGCUGCCCGCUGAGCCGAGGCGAAAGGCAGAUUUCGGCCGUUUAUAGCUUCCACAAUGUCGACUAAGAAUUUCCGCGUCAGCGAUGGGGACUGGAUUUGCCCGGACAAAAAGUGUGGAAAUGUUAACUUUGCUAGAAGAACCAGUUGUAACAGAUGUGGCCGAGAAAAAACCACAGAGGCAAAGAUGAUGAAAGCUGGAGGGACUGAGAUAGGAAAGACUCUUGCUGAAAAGAGCCGUGGCCUUUUCAGUGCUAAUGACUGGCAGUGUAAAACAUGUGGUAAUGUUAAUUGGGCCAGGAGAUCAGAAUGCAAUAUGUGCAACACUCCAAAAUAUGCCAAACUUGAGGAAAGGACAGGAUAUGGUGGGGGAUUCAAUGAAAGAGAGAAUGUUGAGUAUAUAGAACGUGAAGAAUCUGAUGGGGAAUACGAUGAGUUUGGUCGCAAAAAGAAAAAAUAUAGAGGAAAGCCAGUUGGUCCUGCAUCAAUCCUAAAGGAAGUUGAAGAUAAGGAAUCAGAAGGUGAAGAAGAGGAGGAUGAGGAUGGAGAUCUGUCAAAAUAUAAAUUGGAUGAGGAUGAAGAUGAAGAUGAUGCUGAUCUCUCAAAAUAUAAUCUCGAUGCCAGUGAGGAGGAAGAUUCUGCUAAGAAAAAGAAAUCCCAGAGUAGACGCAGCCGUUCUAAGUCGCGAUCUUCCCACUCACAAUCUUCAUCUCGCUCAUCCUCCCACUCAAGCUCAAGGUCCAGGUCCAGGUCAAGAAGCUCUUCCAGUUCAAGGUCAAGAUCUCGUUCUACUUCCAGGGAACAUUCUAGAUCUCGUGGGUCGAAAUCAAGAUCCAGCUCCAGGUCCUCAGGGGUUCAUCAACCCCAAGGAAAAGAUCUUACUCAAGCUCUCGUUCGUCCUCUUCCCCUGAGAGAAGCCGAAAGAGAAGUCGAUCUAGAUCUUCAUCUGGUGAUCGCAAAAAAAGGCGAACGAGAUCACGGUCACCUGAAAGGCAUCGCAGGUCUUCAUCUGGAUCAUCUCAUUCUGGAUCCCGUACAAGUUCUAAAAAGAAAUAAUAUAUUCAGAUUCACACUCAUACACAAAACAGUGCAUGAGACGUUUUUAAGAAGUUGGUGUCUUAUUUGGUCAGAAGUGCUAAAUCUGCUAGUAGAAGUGCAUGUUAAAUGGAGAACUGCAGCUAUUUUAAUUCAUAAAACAAAAAUAAUGAAGCAUUUUAAGCCAUAAAUUGACUCAGAAAAGGUGAGUAGUAUGGCUCUGUUUUUCUUUCAGAAACUGUAUGCCUGCUUGAUAUCUUAUUCAGCUGGACUUGAGAAUGUCAAGGUUCGAAUUUGUUAAUUACUUCUCUCUUGAGAGCUUUGUAUGGUCAACUCUUAUUUGUCGCUUAACAUCUGGUAGGUACAGAACUGCCCAGAUCAACAUAGAUGUGUUUAAUCAUCAGUUCCUCUCAUCCUUACAAGAAACAUAGAAAACAGAGUGACUAAAGAAUUAAUUCAUACACUGAUAAAAAAUACCUCUUCUCCAUAAGUAAGAUACCAGCAUGUCUGUUAGAUAAGCUGCCUUAUACAAUUGCUUGCAAAUUUGGCAACAGGUAAAGUUUUGAACGAAAGAGUACAUCUGUGAGUGCUUCUUAAUGGCAUGGUUUUGAAGAAACUUGAAAGAUGCAUAAGCUUCAGCUCUGUAAAUUAGGUCUUACCACAUUCUCAUUCAUAGUUGUGUGAUCUCUUUCGAACUCUUUAAUUCCUGGAAUCCAAAGAAAUGCAUCUGGUAUUCUGUGCACAACCAUGCUAUUCAGGUGACAUUUUCUAGCUCAGCCCCUUGAGUUGCUACUUCAUAAGACAGCUCUCAAUAAUUAUUCUCAUUGGUAUAAAAAGGUGCGGUCAGAAUGGAAAUUCAGUGUUCUGUGUCUCAGUAUGCAUGCAGGAACUUUGGAGCCCCCAGAAAUUGAGCAUCUAGGCAUAGUUACCGAAAUACAAGGAAGUAUUAAGAGAUCAAGAAUCACUUUUAUUCAGAUCUACUGGAGCCUUUUUGUAAAGGAAUUGGAAUGUAAUAUUGAAAUCAUUCACUGUAAGUCAAAUAAAAUUGAUUUCAGGCUGGCAGGAGCUUUGUUUCAGAUUCGUAACUUACAGCAAAUACAGACUUAAGCAUAAUUGUAAUCACAAAUCACUGCAGAUAAUUUAGUUAUACUAAUGUAUAUUUGUGUCUUAAAAUGCUUCAUGACGUUUGUUUUACUACCAGUACUUGUUAAAUACAGCCAUUUUUAAGCUCCAUUUGCUUGGGAGAAAUAUAUCCUCUUCACUGGCAUCCCAAGGUAAGUAUAUGAAAGGAGAGUAGUGUUUCUAGAAAAGAAGCAAUAUAUCUUCAGUUUUCAUAUUGAACAUUGCUUUGUAAAGCAAGCUGCACAAAGACAAAAUGGAUCAUACUAGUCUUAUGUUUUCCUCUUAAGAAUAUCCUACACUUCUUUUAGACUGAGAAAAGACAAAGCAAAAUGUUCCUUUUGCUGUAGAAGUGUUUUGGAUUAAUUUUGCAAAAACAAGUGCCCUGCAAUUUUUCCUUUAUUUCUUUCUCUUAACUAUCUGGGUUUUUAAAAAUUGCUUAACGUAGCAUAGAUUGCACAAGAACAAAUAGUCUCUUGUAACUGUGCCUCUGACUUCUUGAAAGUCUGUUUAUUAAAUUGUGAAAAUCUGACUUGCUAGAAGCUACAUGUUAAAGUUAGUUAUUCUUGUGCUUUGUAUUCCUAAGUAUUGUAACAGAUAGGUUUUAAACUUGGCAAGCAGUAUCUUAGAGAGAACUAUGGGAAAAUUAUGGUUUCAUUUGGUUUGGAUUAAAAUGUACUGGCUUGUUCUAUGAAGAUAUAAUUCUGUAGACAAGUGUAAAUAAAGCAUGUGAAUCAAAGAUAAAAUGUAUGUACGUAUUUGUUAAAUCACUAUCUGACCACAUUGCAGAGUUUACCAAUACAAACAAAGGCAACUAGAACUAGUUUGAGUUUUAGAUGUAUGCCCUUUUAUACUACGUGAAGGUUAUGGUCAGAUCACAAAUUAUAAUUUGUUCUCAAAAUAGCAUAUUAUAUAAGUGCAGUGUGCUGUGUACACAGUAAUCUCCAUAAGCAUUUUCUUGCAGUGUUUAAACACCCAAAGAUGAAAUAGCAUAGUCAUUUUACAGGACCAUAAAGUUAGGUUCCUAAAGAAAAUCUUAAAUAUAAAUUGUAUGUAAAGAGUGCUUUAGUAUUUUCUAAAGUAAUGCUUUAUUAUUGUCUGGCUCCGCUUCAUUGAAGAUUAGGCUGUUGUGGAGCUCGUAGAUCAACUGCAAUCCUAGGCACACUUCCUUUUGGAAUAAGUCCCAUUUCAAAUAAGUGGGACUUCUGAGUAUUCACAAGGUUUGAUUAACCAAGAUGGUGGGUUGCCAUGAUUCCAUGGUUGCACUGUGAGCUUUCUGGGCUUAAAAUGUCUGUCUUUGGAUUUACUGGCACAUUUUGAGCUUAAUAAAUGCUGAUCUUAAAAUUC